AUGCCUCUGUUUAGUAAAUCACACAAAAAUCCAGCAGAAAUCGUGAAAAUUCUGAGAGACAACUUGGCCAUUUUGGAAAAACAAGACAAAAAGACAGAUAAGGCUUCAGAAGAAGUGUCAAAAUCACUGCAAGCAAUGAAAGAAAUUCUGUGUGGGACAAGUGACAAGGAGCCGCCAGUGGAAGCCGUGGCCCAGCUCUCACAGGAGCUCUACAACACCGGGCUGCUGGCGACACUCAUAGCCGACCUGCAGCUGAUAGACUUUGAGGGAAAAAAGGAUGUGACCCAGAUAUUUAACAACAUCCUGAGACGACAGAUAGGCACUCGGAUUCCUACCGUGGAAUACAUUAGUGCUCAUCCUCACAUCCUGUUUAUGCUCCUCAAAGGCUAUGAAGUCCCACAGAUCGCCUUACGUUGUGGUAUUAUGCUGAGAGAAUGUAUUCGACAUGAACCACUUGCCAAAAUCAUCCUCUUUUCUAAUCAGUUCCAAGAUUUCUUUAAGUAUGUCGAACUAUCAACAUUUGAUAUCGCUUCAGAUGCCUUUGCUACUUUUAAGGAUUUACUAACCAGACAUAAAGUGUUGGUAGCAGACUUCUUAGAACAAAAUUAUGACACUAUUUUUGAAGACUAUGAGAAACUGCUUCAGUCUGAGAAUUAUGUGACUAAGAGACAAUCUUUGAAGCUGCUAGGUGAACUGAUCCUGGACCGGCACAACUUUGCCAUCAUGACCAAGUACAUCAGCAAGCCAGAGAACCUCAAACUGACGAUGAACCUCCUCCGGGAUAAAAGCCCCAACAUCCAGUUUGAAGCCUUUCACGUCUUUAAGGUGUUUGUGGCCAGUCCUCACAAAACACAGCCUAUUGUGGAGAUUCUUCUGAAAAACCAACCCAAACUCAUCGAGUUUCUGAGCAACUUCCAAAAAGACAGGACCGACGAUGAGCAGUUCACCGAUGAGAAGAACUACCUGAUUAAACAGAUCCGUGACUUGAAGAAGGCGGCCCCUUAAAGCCCCACCGAGUUUUCUGCCACCGUCGCCGUCUC
Molecule: messenger RNA, 1040 nt
Organism: Budorcas taxicolor (takin)
Lineage: Eukaryota; Metazoa; Chordata; Mammalia; Artiodactyla; Bovidae
Gene: CAB39L
Product: calcium binding protein 39 like
Exons: 8
Coding region: 1-1005 (334 amino acids)
Biological process (GO): intracellular signal transduction
Molecular function (GO): protein serine/threonine kinase activator activity
Source: RefSeq, a predicted model, not a curated record